GUUGCCCGUCGUAGGGAGAGGAAUCCAAGCGAAGUCCUCGAGCGUGAGCGGGUCCAAAGCCUCCUCGUUGAACAUGCUUGCCGAAUCCCUUGAUGAAGACGAACUAGCGGAAGAAUCUUCGGACGGUGAGAAAGUCGCACAUGUAUCUUGUCCUUGAGAAGCAUCUAGUGAAGGAACGAGACGGGCAGCGAAGUCUUCGAACGAAAGUGGAAGACUCCCGACAUCCGCAUAUGCCUCGGAAGAAAGGGCGGUCGUGCGCACAACCGCUUCCGAUGGCGUCGAGGGAGGUGUCGAGUCACCCUCGGUGGCGCCUACUUUCUCGGACGGGGUUUCCCCUUGGUGGGGCAAUGUGCAGCAUCGUGGAUGGUGYUGUUGCACCAAAGGCAAUAACGGUACUUGAGUUGCGUGCGAUAGGAAUUCGUCGAGAGUCCGUAUUGCGCCCAAGUCUGCUCUGGUACACAAUCGCAUCUGCAUGCUCUGCUUUGCAGCUGGCAGUGACGGACUACUUGUGCCUCCAGUGGAGGCAAAGGCUUACACAAGCAGCACAUGAGGGCUAUUUUCAAGGCCAAAAUAUCUUACUCCUAGCUUGUCAGCAGCGCUGUCGGGUCUCAUCAUUCCAACUUGAUGUUACAGAUAACCAAGACCCAACCUCGGCAGCUCCAUUGAAACUCGCACCGCUUUCGGAUGUUUUUGAGAGCAGUGGGGCAAAGAGCAAGACAACAGAAAAGCAGAGUGUCGCUGGCAACGAUGCCCGCCCUGAUCACCUGCCGCGAUCUGAUCUGCUAUCUUCUUCCUCUGGUUUCCCCGACUUUGAUCGGAUGUCACCAUCCGAUCUAUCAUCAUCUGCUGGUCUGGUUCACGGACUGCAAGGAAUGGUCGGGCAGAAGGAACAAAUCGGGUUCCGAGCGGGGACUGCUGGUAGUUAUGGUGAUGGUGAUGCUGUCCAGGUUGUUGUGAUGAAAUGCGAUCGCGCGGCUGAUGUCGAGGCAAGGGGUAAAGCACGAGGCAUGUUGGUCCAGCGUGAUGUGGAUAAUCCAGACCAGAGGAUGACAGAUGAGAUACGGAGUCUUUGUACCAGCCUUGGUGUGUUCAUGACCAACACAUUUACAGCACCGUUGACCGUUGUUUAUUACUCGUAUGUGGUUUGGCGAUAUGUUGGCUGGGUUGGGCCAUUUGGCGUGUACGCCUUCUUCUUCCUCGGGUCGAUGGUGACACGCAAAAUCAUCACUCCAAUUGCAGCCCUCGUGGCUCGACAAGAGAAGCUGGAGGGCAAUUUUCGCGUCGGGCAUGUUAG
Messenger RNA from Chara braunii, 1294 nucleotides. Lineage: Eukaryota; Viridiplantae; Streptophyta; Charophyceae; Charales; Characeae. The record is from the annotation of a GenBank genome assembly.